AGCUCCUCCAUUUCUUCUCCCAACAUUGACCCUUACUUCUAUAAUCCAAUUUCUGAUGAUCAUAUAGAAGGAAGAAAAAGGAAGUUUUGUAUAGAAAGAAUAUUUUUUUCCAUUUUAUAGUCCGAAGAAUUCAAGUAUUUUUUAGAAAAAAUGUGCUCGACAAAGCAAAAGCUCAAUAAAGAUUGGAUAGAAGAAGCAAUCUCUGGCGGGUCAUUAAAGCGGGUCGAUUUGAAUAACGGAGCAAACGGGUGGGCGUCACCACCCGGAGAUCUUUUCAAGCUCCGCGCCCCAAAUUACUUCACUAAAAAGACAAAAAUACCCUCAGGUGAGUGGCUGUUACAGCCCGCGGGAGUCGAUUGGCUGAGGUCUAGCUCAAAACUCGACCACGUCCUCGCGCGUAGCGACAACCUCGUGAUGCAAGCGCUGAAGAAAUCUCACUCACAAGGCGCGUGCUUAAAAACCUUCGUACUCGCCGUCAAUCUUCAAAUCCCCGGUAAGGACCACCACAGCGCUGUUUUCUACUUUGCUACCAAGGAAAACCGCGCCCUUGAACCCGGUUCGCUCCUCUACCGAUUCGUUCACGGAGACGACUCGUACCGUAACGCCCGAUUUAAAAUAGUGAACCGGAUCGUUCAAGGACCGUGGAUUGUGAAAACCGCGGUGGGGAAUUACUCGGCGUGUAUACUAGGCAAAGCUUUAAAUUGCUAUUAUCACAAGGGAGAUAAUUACUUAGAAAUCGACGUGGAUAUUAGUAGCUCGGCGAUUGCGAAUGCGAUUUUGCAUUUGGCUUUAGGAUACGUAACGUCAGUGACGAUCGAUAUGGGGUUUUGUGUGGAGGCGACAGCGGAGGAGGAGUUGCCGGAAAAGUUGUUCGGGGCGGUGAGAGUUUGUCAAAUGGAAAUGAGCUCUGCUACCUUUGUUGAAACGACGUCGUCGAGGAAGAUAACAAAUACUAGUCAUUUUAAUAAUAAUAGUACUAGCAAAGUGCAGGCUGAGGACAGCGAAGAUGACGAAGAAAAAUGAGUUUUUUUUUUUUAAUUGUUGGAAAAUUUCAAUUUGUGAUUUUUUUUUUGGGUAAUUAUAAUGGGAAAAUUUUAGUGAUCCCUGAUACAAAUGUCUUUGUUGUCAACUUUAAUAAAAAGAACUUGUUCAUCUCUUAAAUUUUACAAUAUUUUU
Nicotiana tabacum (common tobacco) is the source of this 1176-nucleotide messenger RNA. RefSeq names its product protein ENHANCED DISEASE RESISTANCE 2-like. NCBI's taxonomy places the organism in Eukaryota, Viridiplantae, Streptophyta, Magnoliopsida, Solanales, Solanaceae. The record is from RefSeq and is a predicted model, not a curated record.